AUGGAGAACCUGCUCCUAGCAAGCAUCCUUCAGUUCAUGAAGCAACAAGCCGAUGAGCAGAAAGGGGCAAAUAAAGCAUUAAAUAACUUCACCUUACAGAUUAGUGCCUCAAAUAAAGCAUUAAGUGAAGCAUUAAGUGAUAAAUUGAAUAAUUCAAAUAAAGCAUUAAGUGAUAAAUUGAACGUGUCAAAUAAAGCAUUAAAUGAAGCUUUGAGCAACUCAACUAACGAGUUGCGAGAUGAUAUAACAAUUAAAUUGGACGAGCAAAUAAGAGCAGUGAAUACACGAUUUGACGAACAAGAACGCCUAGAAGCGUUAGAAACCAGAGUCGAAACAGCAGCUGUUGGAAACCAAGCACUAGUUGACUACAUGUUAAAGGAGAUACAGUCGGUACAAACCGAAGUGAGUGAGGCCACGGGCAAACUUGAAAAUCGUGUGAUGGUGUUCGAAACCGAACUGUUCUCGCGAGAAAUCGUCAUUCCUCCGGAGUCGCAAAUGAGGGAAGUCCUAGAAGACGUCUGCAAGGAGCAGAGAGAAUCUGUUGCUCGUUUGCUGAACCAGGACCAAGCAGUAAUACAAACAAUGCUAGAGAAGGACCUACCCUGGGUAAAAAAAGAACUGCACCCCCUCAACGCCAGCAUCUCUGACUACCCUUACCAGGCGUCGCUGCUGCGCGGUGGCUCCCAUCACUGCGGAGCCUCCAUCAUCAGCGAGACUUGGACUCUCACCGCUGCCCACUACGUCGAGUUCGUGCCCGCAAGCGAGCUGGGCAUUGGAGCUGAGACGACGACGCGUGACAGUGGCGGCACAGUUCACAGUGCGCUCUCUGUUACGUGGCACAAGAGUUACCUUUACUACGCCUAUGACUACGACAUCGCAGUAGUGCAGAUCUCUGACUCCUUUCCUCUGGGAGCCAACGUCCAGGUGGUGAACCUCGCCGCCGCAGACUACGACCCACCUGGCGGCCUCGUUGCCACGCUGACCGUCUGGGGCUCGGUGCAGUUCAACGGCGACGAGGCGGACACCCUGAAGUAG
Molecule: messenger RNA, 1035 nt
Organism: Schistocerca cancellata (South American locust)
Lineage: Eukaryota; Metazoa; Arthropoda; Insecta; Orthoptera; Acrididae
Product: transmembrane protease serine 11D-like
Exons: 4
Coding region: 1-1035 (344 amino acids)
Biological process (GO): proteolysis
Molecular function (GO): serine-type endopeptidase activity
Source: RefSeq, a predicted model, not a curated record